Molecule: messenger RNA, 1206 nt
Organism: Hemicordylus capensis (graceful crag lizard)
Lineage: Eukaryota; Metazoa; Chordata; Lepidosauria; Squamata; Cordylidae
Gene: SYF2
Product: SYF2 pre-mRNA splicing factor
Exons: 7
Coding region: 97-846 (249 amino acids)
Cellular component (GO): Prp19 complex; catalytic step 2 spliceosome; post-mRNA release spliceosomal complex
Source: RefSeq, a predicted model, not a curated record
UGGGCUUCUCCUUGGGUGGCUCUAGUUCCUGUUACGUCACGAGUUGGGCGGAAGCGGAAGUGAGAAGCGUUUCGUAUACACGAAAACACGGAAAAGAUGGACCCGGCUGUGAGUGAGGACGUCGCCUCACCUCGGAUGGUUGCUUCUGAUAUUUCCCAAGAUGCUGUUCCCACUACAGCAGAAGAAGUGGCUGCACAGAAGAGAGAGGAGCGGCUCAGGAAAUUCAGAGAGCUUCAUUUGAAAAGGAAUGAAGCCCGCAAAUUAAAUCACCAAGAAGUUGUGGAGGAAGAUAAAAGGCUGAAACUGCCAGCAAAUUGGGAAGCAAAAAAGGCUCGUUUAGAAUGGGAACUGAAGGUGGAGGAAAAGAAAAAGGAGUGUGUUGCAAAAGGAGAAGACUACGAAAGAGUGAAGCUGUUGGAAAUCAGCGCAGAGGACGCUGAACGAUUUGAGAGGAAGAGGAAGAAGAAAAACCCUGAUCUUGGAUUUUCAGAUUAUGCAGCUGCUCAGUUACGGCAAUACCAGAGGUUGACCAGGCAGAUCAAACCUGACCUGGAGAAGUAUGAAAAGUUAAGAGAAGACAGUGGUGAAGACUUCUAUCCAACGUCAGAUAGCCUUCUACAUGGAACUCACGUUCCGGGUAAAGAAGGAAUUGAUAGAAUGGUUUCAGAUCUUGAAAAACAAAUCCAAAAACGUGAGAAGUACAGCCGGAGACGUUCUUACAAUGACGACGCAGAUAUUGACUAUAUUAAUGAGAGGAAUGCCAAAUUCAAUAAAAAGGCUGAAAGGUUCUAUGGAAAAUACACUGCAGAGAUUAAACAGAACUUGGAAAGAGGAACAGCCGUCUAGGUUGGGAGGCUCAGAAGGCAUGUACAGCUAUAUAGCUUGACUUCACAAGAAGCCCCAAGGAUAAAAACUUGUUUUGCAGAAAGGAUCUUAAACUGUACACCAAGCUGAUGUGCAAAUGUAGAAAUUGAGAUCCUUAGGCGACUUUAUCAAAAACUUGUUCAAUAAACCUUAUUCUAUGUAUACUUAUUCCUGUGUUGUAGUACAGGCAAAGUAGCUAUUUGCUAUAAACCCAGUCUCUGCAAUGUUCUCAUGAGGAUAUAUAUCUUCAGUUAGCUAUAUUGAUUUUUAUAUGAGGUUGCUAUGGAAAUGGUUAAUGCCUUUGUGUAUAGUAAAAGAUGCAUUAUUAAAAGAUCUGGUGUA